This is a messenger RNA of Corythoichthys intestinalis (scribbled pipefish), 1202 nucleotides long. It is a transcript of the gene hopx, whose product is annotated as HOP homeobox. Gene Ontology annotation, cellular component: nucleus. Lineage: Eukaryota; Metazoa; Chordata; Actinopteri; Syngnathiformes; Syngnathidae. Gene Ontology annotation, molecular function: DNA binding. Bases 146 to 355 code for a protein of 69 amino acids. The transcript has 2 exons. Gene Ontology annotation, biological process: cell differentiation; regulation of transcription by RNA polymerase II. The record is from RefSeq and is a predicted model, not a curated record.
GACCUGCGGGACUUCACUAAACGGACGCCGGUGGAGAGCCCUCACAUUCCGGUGAGGAUUCGUUUUGAGUGCAAGCCGCCACGUUCGGGCUCCACAAGCGAACCUUUUCUUUUUGACCACCUUCAUUCCGAGUUCAGCCGAAGUGAUGGAGUGCAUGAGGUUGACCGAGCACCAGACCAAAGUUUUGGAGGAAAGUUAUAAAAAGCAUCGGUGUCCCGACCAGGUGUCACUCAUGUUAAUUGCCGCUGAAACUGGACUCUCUGAAGUGGAGACGGAGCAAUGGUUCAAGCAGCGCAACUCCAAGUGGCGCCAGGCCGAGGGUCUUCCAGCUGAACUGGGUUCUGUGCUGGACUGAGACCAUCACCCCCCUCCCCGAGCCAACGUACUCUUUGUCCUGCCUCCAAAUGUUCUAUUUUGUAAAUGAAGCUAUUCUAACUUACGGAAUGUGAAGGUGCUUGUGUGCUGUUGACUAUAUAACCGACGUCUUUAGAUUAUUGUUAAUAAAGAGUUAAUAUGAAAACCUACCUGUUUUUGUGUGUUUGGGAGGCUUUUAAACAUACAGUAUUUACUGCUAUUGACAGUGAACCAGAGCUGCUCUAAAAAUUACCUUCCUACUGUUUCGACUCUAAUUUAUGAAUAAAAUUAAACUAAUUGGGUGCUGUUGACAGUAAUGGACGUCUAAUCCAUUUGAACUGGUGAGGCUGGUAGCGAUCAUUUGCUGAAACAAUCAUUCAGUGCCAGCCAUCUCAGUUAAAACCAAUUUGAUGUCUACGGUUGUAAAUGGCAUGCGAGGUUUUUGAGCAGUAUGCCAGACAUCUGUACGCUAGUUUAAGCUAACUACCUCCACAUUUUAUGGGCAGGCCAAAAGUAAACAAAUACCGACAAAAUAGUACAGUCACAAGGACCAUCCUCACGGUUUCCCCCAGUGCUUUAAAAGCCUGGCGGGCUGCCAGGUCUCUGGCUUCCUACCGACCUAAAACACACUACACACACACACUUCAAAAGAUAGUAUAAAUACAUACUUUAAACCGCAUUUGCUGAUGUGUUUGAAAGUGCAAUGCUGUCGUUAUGUGUGGUCAAACUUGCCGUAGCUCUGCUAUUGCAAUGAAUGGCAUUGUUUUUUUGUUUGUUCGGGUAAGUUAUUUUGGAUUUGUGCGAUUCCACCCCCCAACUCCUGCGGUGACAAUAAAUAGUUGGGUGCA